This is a messenger RNA of Zerene cesonia (dogface butterfly), 3495 nucleotides long. Its product is annotated as zinc finger protein 425-like. NCBI's taxonomy places the organism in Eukaryota, Metazoa, Arthropoda, Insecta, Lepidoptera, Pieridae. Gene Ontology annotation, molecular function: RNA polymerase II transcription regulatory region sequence-specific DNA binding; DNA-binding transcription factor activity, RNA polymerase II-specific. Gene Ontology annotation, cellular component: nucleus. The coding region runs from base 369 to 2201 and encodes 610 amino acids. The record is from RefSeq and is a predicted model, not a curated record. The transcript is spliced from 12 exons. Gene Ontology annotation, biological process: regulation of transcription by RNA polymerase II.
GUAGGUACUAGUCGAUAAGAUUUUUAUGAGAACAGUUAUCUGCAUUGAGUGGUGUGGAUUGUGCAAACAUGGCGAUUUUCUCUUUCAUAGUUUCGUAGUAUUAGGUUGACAUACAUACAUCGAUUAGAUUUUAUAAAGCCGUAUUUAUGGAUUAAAAUGUAAAAUGUGUUAGAAAUGGAACAUAAUAUAAUUUAAGUGAUAAUUCAAAUAGUGUAUACGUAAAUAAUCUUAAAGAUAUUGAAGUGAAAAUUGGGCUCCACGUAAUUUAUCAAAUUAAGUGGAAAAAGCACCCAUUGCUUUCAUAUCUAUUGAAAAAAAUAUAUUUAACACCUACUAUACUUUCUCAACAUAAAUAAAUAUUGCCGAAUAUGGAAGUGCAAGGAAAAAACGAAAUAGAAGAAAAAUCGAAUUCUAAAACUUCCGAAGAAAAAAUGGAUUCGAAAACUGAAGAUAGAGAAAUUAUGAUAACUGUGCCUAAAAUAGAAAUAAAAACAGAACCUGCUGAGUAUGAUCUAAUAGCUGAUGCCUUGGUAAAACAAAUCAAGUCAUCAACCUCAAAGUCAAAGAGCAAAAAAGACAGAAACCCAAUCAUUGAGCGGAGAAAAAAGAUUAUAAUUUCUGAUGAUGAAUGGGAACCAGAGAAGAAAGAGUCUGUACCUGUACAAGGCUCAUCUAAAUCCACUGAAGAGUACUACUCCUACGAUAUCCUCAAUCAAAUAGAGAUAGUAACGAUAACUGAAGAGGAACGUGCAGUGGAAUUUACGGAGACAUACGAGUCUAGAAAACACAUGAACUAUGUGUGCGACAAGUGUGCUGUGGGGUUCGUUGUUAAGGAGGCGUAUGAUGUGCACAUGAAGUUGCAUACCCCAGAAUCUGGAUCAUUCCUAUGCGAGGUCUGCGAAACAUACCUGAAGAGUGAGGAUACACUUCAUCGUCACAAACUGAGACAUUAUCGCCGAUACAGGUGCAUGGUGUGCGGGAUCCGCUUCAAGGACAAGGACGCGGCGGCGGGCCACGUGUCCUACUCGCACAGCGGCUUCACGUUCAACUGUGAGCAGUGCGGCUCCAUGUUCAAACGCCCGCAGUACCUCAGGCGUCACAUAGAGCAGAUGCACACGAAGGCCACGCCCAUGGAGUGUCCCGUGUGCCACCAGGUCUUCUACGAGAGCGGCUGGUAUCGGAACCACGUGAGGAAACACAACAAAGAAGUGCAAAACGCCAAGAUAGUCCGCUGCAGGCAAUGCGAGAAGACGUUCAAGGACAAGACCUACCUCAAGCAGCACAUGCUGAUGCACGAGUCGCGCAUGGACGUGGUGUGUCUCGAAUGUUCCACGAGCUUCGCGAACAUACACUUGCUGGACGAGCACUAUAAGGAGGCGCACCCGGAUAACUUUAUUGUUCGUCCGGAUGAGGAGCAAAGGUGCACCUCGUGCAAUCGCGCGUUCGAGACGCGCGCCAAGCUGCACAGCCACACCAUCAGGAUGCACGUCGACGGCGGCAAGAAGUACCAGUGCGACUACUGCAAGCGGCUGUACUUCUCGAAGGGCGAGGUGCGGUCGCACAUCACGUGGUCGCACCUGCACGCCGGCGGGCACGCGUGCACGUGCGGCCGCGUGUUCCGCACGCCCGUGCGCCUGCGCGACCACGUGGCCACGCGCCACCUCGGCGCCGUGCCGCCGCGCGACAAGGCCUGCCCCAACCAACAGGUGCUGACGCGGCACAUAAAGGGGCACGCCGGCGAGACGUUCCCGUGCGGCUCGUGCGGGCGCCGCUUCAAGACGCAGUCCUACGUGAAGGUGCACUACCAGGUGGCGCACCUGCACAUGACGCGCGCCGAGAUACGCCGCCGCACGCGCCGCCGCCUCAUCAUGGUGCACGACCCGCAGGCCGAGCCGGCGCAACCCCAAAGCGACAAUGAACUGUUCGCGUGUGAAGAGUGCGGCAAGCAAUUUAAAACGCAGUCCUACGUGCGCAUACAUUACUACAUCAAACACCUGAACAUGACCCGGGAGGAGGCGAAGAGGAAGUCGAAGGAGGUGAGGGAGGCCACUGCGUCGAUGGUGUACAAGAAUCCCCUGCAGAUUGAGGAGGUGUAUGUGAAAACGGAGGCGGAGGACGACGAGAAACCGAUGGAGAUACCGAUGUUUGAAACGUUCAUUGAUAUUCAAAGGGAGGAGUGCGAGACAGAGAAAGAAGAUUGAUUUAUGGUAGGAGAGAAAGAGAUGAUAGGAUUUGGAUUGGUCAGGCGUCGAUAGUGGAUGUAUUAGGGGAUGGUAAGGGAAGGAAAUGGAAGCUUUUGUAGGUUAACAUAAAAGUUACUAAUGAUUUCGUUUUCUGUAAAAAUCUACUGGGAUUUGUUCUUAUCCGACUGUUCUAAUUGAGGGUAAUGGUCUUGCGUGUAAAUUAUUAAGCAAUAUAUUUGUAUAUUAUUAUUUUUAAACAGAUUUAAAUGUAAGGAUUAAGUUUAAUAACAAAUGUUAUUGGUUUUUGUUAAUGUUAUCAGUUACGGUUGAAAAAUUUUUUGGUCCUUCGAGACCUUGUAAGCUAAAACAUAGUUGUCUUUUAGGCUCUGUUUCGCAAUGGCUAAGUAAGAUUAUUAUUACAUUCGUUUAUAAUAUAAUACCUAGUAUUUCUGUUUUUUUCAACAUUUAUUUAAACUUGUUAAAAAUAGAUAUAUAUUUAAAUAAAAAAAAAUGAUUACUUUUGAAUUUGAUAUGUAUUUAUCAACUUAAAAAUCUCUAGCAAGGCAAUAGAAUAUAUAUCUCUUUCGAAACGUCUGUUUCCGUUUAUUAUUUAAAUAAUAAUGUUACUAGGAUGUUGUGAAACAGACUUACGAAUUAGUGUAGAGUAGUGUAGCGCUAUAACUAUUAGAUAACAUUAAAUGCGUAUGUUGGGCUAAUGAAUAUCAUUUAAUAUGCUAGUUCUUUAGUCUAAUUCAUGAAAAUCACGCUUUUAUUAGCUUCAACUGUAUGUUUGUAUGUAACCGACUCCUUUAGACUCGAUUUUGACUUGAAACAGACAUACAGGACAUAUUUAAUUUAGAGUGUACUCAAUUGGUUACAAUACAAUACGUCCACGAGUUUAUCAUAUUAUCUUGACUAAGAUCAUCAGGAUCAGCUAAUUUCCUAAAUUUACGUUCCUAUACUUUGUAUAUGGGCAAACUUGCGACGAUUAAGUUGAUUCCAUUAUUGAAGAAGGUAUUUUUUGUUUGUUUUUAAAUACUAUAUUUAUAUGAUUAAGGGCGAAUAUACGAAUCUGGAAAUAUUAUUGUUUGGGAAAAAACUGGAUGCCUGAAUGCCUGAAUAUACAGCUAGAUUUCUAUGUAAAAGUGUUAGUAAAGCUUUGUUACUAGGUGGCGCCACUAGCGAUAAAUCAAUGAAAUAAAUCUUUUUUCUGAAAAAUGUUACUCUAAUAUAUCAAUUUGAUGUAAUUAUAUUAGAAGUCGUUCAUUAACAAUAACAAUAAAUACUGAAAAUAUCGGUUCUAAAUAAUUAC